Pestalotiopsis fici W106-1 is the source of this 1560-nucleotide messenger RNA. RefSeq lists its product as uncharacterized. The record is from RefSeq and is a predicted model, not a curated record. Gene Ontology annotation, molecular function: syntaxin binding. The transcript is spliced from 2 exons. Bases 1 to 1560 code for a protein of 519 amino acids. NCBI's taxonomy places the organism in Eukaryota, Fungi, Ascomycota, Sordariomycetes, Amphisphaeriales, Sporocadaceae.
AUGGCGACGGCAAACCACUCUGGUAACUCAGCCACCCCGGCGCCGUUGGCCUCGAACCCUACCACCAACGGGGCCAUCCCCUCGGAUCACUAUCAUCACCACGACCACCGGCCUGCGCCGACGCCUGCAUCCGCCGCAAUUGCCAAUAAAAAGGCAAAGAGCAAGAAGGCCAUGGAUUCUUCCGAAGCCUCCAAGCUGGUAGCAGCCCGGAUCUCCCAGCUAGAGGUUGAUAAUGCGGCCGAGAAAGAGCAGCAAGAAGAGAUUGAUCGCGAGGUCAAGAAGCAUAGUCGCGAGCUCCUAUCUUCUACGAAUAAGAUGAAUGACUUGGACAAGAUUGAUCACUUGACUAAAAAGUGUAAUGAGUUAUUCACUAGUAUGAAGCGCUUAGAGCGGGAAAGCGCCAAGAACAAGAAGCGAGCCGACCAAGUCCAGAAGGAAAAGGACGCCAGCCGGAAUGAGGCCAGCAAGCAAACCGGCCUGAAGGAGAAGCUGGAGAAAUUAUGUCGCGAACUGCAAAAAGACAACAACAAGCUCAAAAACGACCACCGCUCACUACAAGAUCAACACGCCAAACUAAAGAGGGAUGGUGAUCGACGGGUAGAAGAGAUUUUCAAAACCUUGGAAGGGUACCAGGAGGAGAAGGACAAUCCGCGAAAGCCCGUCUUGAAUGGUAAAAUAGAAGACCUGUACGUGCAGAGGCAGCCGCGUCAUGUGGGAACCGCACAGGUUAUUGACACUGAAGUUAGGAUCAAGGCGCGCUUCAAGUCCCUCAUCGACCAGUACGAACUGCGCGAACUUCAUUUCCAUUCGCACAUGCGAACCAAAGAAAUCGAGGUGCAAUAUUACAUGGCGCGAUAUGAUCAGCAGAAAAAGGCGGCCGAAACCGAAGCAAGAAAGUCUAGCCAGCUUAAUUCGCAGGUCAACACGUUCCACAAGACGGAAAUGGAGCUGCGGAAUCAGCUCAAUGUCUAUGUGGAAAAGUUUCGCCAGGUAAGCCUCCGAAACACACCUCGCGCCAAAGGGCUAGGGUUGACUUGUGCUUCCCUCCGGAAGGUUGAGGACACGCUUAAUAACAGCAACGACCUGUUUCUAACGUUUCGCAAGGAGAUGGAGGAUAUGAGCAAGAAGACAAAGACGUUGGAGAAGGAGAACGAGAGGCUCAAGAAGAAGAAGGAAGUUCUGGAAUCGAAUAUUGCCAAACUGGUCCACGAUUGCGACCAAAGGCAGAAGGAGAUUGACGACCUCCACAAGCUCAAUGGCAAGCUCAAGAACAUCAUAAAACAGAUGCAGGAGCAAGGGCGCGGAAUCCCUCAUGGCAUGCGAGGCGAAGCUGACAUGGGCGAAGAGGGCGAUCUCGAGGAAGAGAGCGAUUAUGAGGACGAUGAAUAUGGCGAGGGCGAGGAGGAAGGUAGCGAGGGUGAGGGCGCUUACGACGAUGAUACCGAGGAGGAGAUUCACGAACCUCCAGCUCCGCGAUCGACUCCCUUUGGACCACAACCACCUCCUGUCCGCAUGGCCCAGAAACCCAUCACGGCCGUUCCCACCAAUGGUCACGUUUGA